CCUAGGGCGGGAUGGAUGGAAGGAUGCCCUGAAAUCCAAUCAGAGACCAAAGCUAAAAAGGGGCGUGUCUGGCGCGGUCAGGGCCGCUGUCACUGCAGCUGCUCCUUCUGCCUGGCUGCGAAGAUGACUGUGGGGAGGCCUGCGGGAGCCCCGGGCAGCGCAGAGUGCAGCCGUCAGAUAUUCCCUCCUAAAUCUUCCUCAGACACUGAGGCAGAAGAUGAACUUUCUGGGGAUGGGUUGGUGUUGCCCAGGGCUGGCAAACUCCAUGAGUUCCUCAGCCCAGAAGAGGAGGCAGAUUCUACUUCUGACUCAACUGAGAGCUUUUGUGAGACCCUACAUAUUCUAAAGCAGAAAGGCGGAUGGGGACUGCUGGAGUCCCUCUUUUCCUCUGACCCAAACAGUGAUGAGAACGUCUCUGAAGAUGAGGACCUGGAGAGUUUCUUCCAGGACAAGGGCAGGGGGAGGCCACAAGUAUGGCGCCCUUCGUCUCAGAGGUGUGGUUCCAGGAGGCGCUGCAGUUCCCUGAGCAGCCUUCCCUGUGACACUCCCAAGGCCCAGACACAGCUUGUCUCGGGCUCUGCCCCUCCUUCCCAGCACAGAAGCAUCAGCUCCUGGGCAUCCUCAGUCACCGUCCCUCGACCAUUCCGCAUGACAUUGCGUGAGGCCCAGAAGAAAGCCCAGUGGUUGGCCUCGCCUGCCUCCUUUGAGCUGGAAAGGCAGAAGGCCCAGAGGCAGGGGCAGGAGGAGGCCGAGUGCCACCAGCAGUUCCGGGCACAGCCCGUGCCAGCACACGUCUACCUGCCCCUCUACCAGGAGAUCAUGGAGCGCAGUGAGGCCCGGAGGCAGGCAGGGAUCCAGAAGAGGAAGGAACUGCUCCUCUCAUCCCUGAAGCCCUUCAGCUUCCUGGAGAAGGAAGAGCAGCGAAAGGAAGCUGCUCGACAGAGAGACUCGGCUGACACAGAUAAGACCAAGGUCUCCAACAAGAAAGCCACCCGAAGGAUCCCAAAGUCUGUUCUGGAGCCAGCCCUUGGGGACAAACUUGAAGAAGCUGAGCUCUUCAGGAAGAUUCGUAUCCAGAUGCGGGCCCUGGACAUGCUCCACUCGGCCUCCUCCCCUGUCCUCUCGAGUAGCCGGCCUGACUCGCAGCCCCGCACAGCCGCCCGAACUUGGGAGAAGAAGCUUGGCUUCUUGCAGACCAAUUUCGGGUUCCAGCCUCGGGUGAAUCCUGUCAUCCCUGACUACGACGGCCUCUACAAGGCUUUCCAGAGCAGAGCUGCCAAGAGAAGGGAAACCCGAGAGGUGACCCACAACAAGCCUUUCUCUCUGAGGACCGCCAACCUGCGCCACAGUCCACGGUCCUGUGACACUUCAGCCGCUGAAGGGAGGCGGGGUUCCCUACAGCCACCAGCUGCGCCCCUGCCCAGGAGUUGUUCUCUGAGCGGCCUUGCUUCGCUCUCUACCAACACCCUCCCUGUGCACAUCACAGAUGCUGCCAGGAAGAGGGAGUCUGCAGUCAGACGUUCACUUGAAAAGAAGGAAAAAGCAGAUGAGAGUAUUCAGUGGUUACAAAUGCACAAAAAGAAGUGUCAAGCACUGUCUAAGUCUGUGACCCUGCGUGCGAAAGCCAUGGAUCCCCAUAAAAGCCUGGAGGAGGUGUUCAAAGCAAAGCUGAAAGAGAACCGAAACAAUGACCGUAAAAGAGCAAAAGAAUAUAAGAAAGAACUGGAAGAAAUGAAGAAGAGAAUACAAACAAGGCCCUAUCUCUUUGAACAAGUUAGCAAGGACCUUGCCCGGAAAGAAGCAGAGCAACGCUAUCGAGACACACUGAAGCAGGCUGGGCUGGAGGAGGACUUCGUGAGGAACAAGAGUCGGGGCCGGGCUGUGAGAUGGAAGGGCGAGGCCCCAGCCAAGGAUCCGCCCAGUAUCAGUGAAAGUACAAAACUCAACAUCAGGGAUCCACAGCAAGAUUUAGAAGAAUUCCUAGAACAGCUGACAAGCCCUAAGGAAGACUUGGAGAUACUGUCUUACGAAUCACCAGAUAACCUCAAAGCAAGUGUUUAACCAGUACACUUAAUGUUACUGCUUCUGAACAUCAUGCAGCUAACUAGGAGUUGAGUCAAAGCAAACAAAACCUGGAUUUUGUGUCAUGGCUACAGUUAGAGAACGGGAAAGAGUAACAGAAAGGCAAUUUGAGGAAAUCAAAGUGGACAAGCGCAGGGAAGGGGUGGUCAUAGUUCACAGGUAAAGUUCUAGCUUUUCCCCUGACACUUUAAAUAUAGGGGAAUAUUUCCCUUUUGAAUACUCCCUAUUCAUCCAGAGUAGUGCUCUUUCACUCUUUCUCCCCCCACCUUCAAAUAAAGUUUUAUUUAAAAAAAAAAAAGUAGACAUAGGAAAACGGGGUACAAAUUGGGUGGGGGGAGAGUGGCUUCUGCUGAAGGGAGUAAUUUAAGGUGCUCCACUUCCAGAAGAAAGAGAAAAACAAGGUUUUUUGUUGUCUUCCUUUUUUUUUUGUACCGGGGAUCAAACUC
Messenger RNA from Fukomys damarensis (Damara mole-rat), 2528 nucleotides. RefSeq names its product FAM161 centrosomal protein B (gene Fam161b). Gene Ontology annotation, biological process: cilium organization. Gene Ontology annotation, cellular component: cilium. The transcript is spliced from 9 exons. The record is from RefSeq and is a predicted model, not a curated record. The coding region runs from base 16 to 2061 and encodes 681 amino acids. NCBI's taxonomy places the organism in Eukaryota, Metazoa, Chordata, Mammalia, Rodentia, Bathyergidae.